This is a messenger RNA of Paramecium octaurelia, 559 nucleotides long. NCBI's taxonomy places the organism in Eukaryota, Ciliophora, Oligohymenophorea, Peniculida, Parameciidae. The record is from the annotation of a GenBank genome assembly.
AAUACAUGUAGUUUUCUUCUAGUAAGGAAAGUUAAUAUUUGCUAACCUUAUAUGAAAUGUGCAGAAGAAAUGUUAUAAAUUAAUCAUAAAAAGGCGAACUCAAAGGUAACUUUAUCUUAGUGAUUUAACAGAUUUGCUAAUUUAAGGUGACAGAAAAACUUAGGAAAUUCUGCAGAUUUAUCAGAAAAAUGAAAAUAAAUAGGAGUUAGAGAAAGGCAUCCUUGAUUUAUUGGGUAAGCUCUCCAAAGACAUUAUCUAGAUCAAUCUGAUGGGUCUUUUUCAGUUUACAGUAUUCCAUCUUAAUAUAAAUCUAGAAGACCAAAGCCAGUGUAAGUGAAAUCGCUUGAGAAAAAUUGGUAAUUAAUAAAAAUAAUGAAGGGCAUGCAAAUCUCAAGAUUCUCUUAAAUAAAAACCAACGAUGUAGGAAGAGUUGAAUAAACUUAGCAAAGUUUUAAAAGAAAGAUAUUCUUUCAAUCAUCUCGAAUUGCAAUAAUCAAAAAAUUAAGGCAAAAGAUUAUCUGAAAAUUUCUAUAUAGAAUCAGUUAACACAGGAUUUUGA